UAUAGUCUUUUUCUUCUUUAAGAGGUUAAUUUAGCAUCUUCUUCUAAAAUGGCUUCAAGCAGUAACUCAGAAAUAGCCCGUGUAUUCUUCCCUUCAUAUCCCAUGUUCCAACUUUACAAAGACGGACGCGCCGAGAGACUCCGGAAAACGGUAACGGUCCCAGCGUCCGACGACCCCAAAACCGGCGUUCGGUCUAAAGACGCACCGGUGCCUCCCCUAUCGUCAGCUCGUAUUUUCCUCCCCAAAACCUCAGACCCCACCGCCAAACUCCCGCUCCUCAUCUACAUCCACGGCGGCGCGUUUUGCAUCGAGUCCCCUUUCUCCCCCACUUACCACAACUACCUCACUUCCCUCGUCGCCAAAGCCAAGGUAAUAGCCGUUUCCGUACAGUACAGGAAAGCUCCGGAGCACAACCUCCCCGCCGCGUACGACGACGCCUGGGAUGCAAUCAACUGGAUCGCUUCCCACAUUGAAAGGAACGGUCCCGAGCCAUGGCUCAACGAAAACGCCGACUUUGAUAAAGUGUUCUUAGGCGGCGACAGUGCUGGAGCCAACAUCGCUCACAACAUGAUAAUGAAAUCCGCCCGAGACGACCAAGUCCGACUCAAACUCUCCGGUUUGCUUUUGAUGAACCCUUUUUUCAUGAACGACGAGCCUGACGAACUUAUAUCAUUCAUUUUCCCUUCAAGCAAAGGUCCCAAUGACCCGAGGUUGAACCCGGCUUGUAUCGCCAUUAAAGAGCUGGCUGCUGGUCUGGUCUGCAAAAGGAUACUGGUCUGUGUUGCAGAGAAGGAUUUUCUGAGAGAAAGGGGUGUGAGUUACUAUGAAACGGUGAAGAACAGUGGGUGGAAUGGGGUUAUAGAAAUGGUGGAGAUUGAAGGGGAAGAGCAUGUUUUUUAUUUGUUUAAACCAGAUUGUGAGAAAGCUGGUGAGUUGAUGGAUCGAGUUUCUUCAUUUCUGAAUCUUUGAAGCUUUGAAACUUGAAAUUCCCCAAGGAUCAAAUUGUAAAAUGGUCAACUUUUAGAGCCAGCAUUGUUGAAAUAAAAGCGCCAUUAAUAGGA
Molecule: messenger RNA, 1061 nt
Organism: Gossypium arboreum
Lineage: Eukaryota; Viridiplantae; Streptophyta; Magnoliopsida; Malvales; Malvaceae
Product: probable carboxylesterase 13
Exons: 1
Coding region: 49-969 (306 amino acids)
Molecular function (GO): hydrolase activity
Source: RefSeq, a predicted model, not a curated record